AGCCGACCCUCAGCCAUGACCUCCUUCUCCAACCGCAGCAGCUACAUGUCCUCCUCCAUGAGAGGCUCCACCAUGAUGGCCCCCUCCAUGUCCUCCUCCUCCUCCCGGCGGCUCGGCAGCUCGGGGGCCGGCAGCGUGUACGGAGGAGCUGGAGGGUCUGGAGUCCGGGUCUCCAAGGCCUCCUUCUCCUCCUCCGGUGCCGGCGGUGCCUUCAACCUGUCCGAUGCCGUCGACGUGUCCGUCAGCGAGAAGGCCACCAUGCAGAACCUCAACGACCGCUUGGCCACCUACCUGAACAAGGUGCGCAGCCUGGAGAAGGCCAACGGAGAGCUGGAGAUGAAGAUCAGACAGUUCCUGGAGAGCAAGACCAGACCUGAGGGCCACGACUGCACCGCAUUCAAGGUCACCAUCAAAGACCUGCAGGACAAGAUCAACUACGCUGCUCGUGGAAACGCCGCCCUCGUCCUCGCAAUCGACAACGCCCAGCUGGCCACCGAUGACUUCAAACUCAAGUUCGAUAACGAGCUGGCCAUGCGUCAGUCGGUGGAGGCCGACAUCGCCGGACUGAAGAGGGUCUUCCAAGAACUGACCCUGAGCCGAUCUGACCUGGAGAUGCAGAUGGAGGGUCUGAGGGAAGAGCUGCUCCAGCUGAAGAGGAACCACGAGGAGGACCUGCUGGCCAUGCGGGCCCAGGUGGGAGGUCAGGUGAACGUGGAGGUGGACGCCGCUCCUCAGGAGGACUUGUCCGUCGUCAUGGCCGGAAUCAGAGAACACUACGAGACCGUCGCCACCAAGAACCGCAGAGACCUGGAGGUCUGGUUCCAGGCCAAGUCGGCCGAGCUGAACAAAGAGGUAGCUUCAAGAACUGAGACCCUGCAGACGUCCAAGACUGAGAUCGGAGAGGUCAGAAGAACUCUUCAGACUCUGGAGAUCAAACUGCAGGCUUGGAUCAGCAAGAAAGGAGCUGCCGAGGAUCUUCUGGCUGAGACCAGGAACCGCUACGCCAACAUGCUGGCGGGUUACCAGAGGCAGGUGGAGGCUCUGGAGGAGCAGCUGGCCCAGCUGAGGAACAACCUGGAGAACCAGAAGGUCAUGUACACCGACCUGCUGGACAUCAAGACCAGACUGGAGCUGGAGAUCGCCGAGUACAGGAGGCUGCUGGACGGAGAGAGCACCACCAGCACCACCACCACCACCACCACCAAGACCAGCAGGGUGGUGACCAUCGUGCAGGAAAUCGAUGAAUCUGGAAACGUGAUCCAGAGCAGUUAGACCAGAAUCAAAC
Molecule: messenger RNA, 1285 nt
Organism: Anoplopoma fimbria (sablefish)
Lineage: Eukaryota; Metazoa; Chordata; Actinopteri; Perciformes; Anoplopomatidae
Product: keratin, type I cytoskeletal 50 kDa-like
Exons: 7
Coding region: 16-1272 (418 amino acids)
Molecular function (GO): structural molecule activity
Source: RefSeq, a predicted model, not a curated record